CCCUGAAGUUGGACACAAAUAAAAAUGUAGCCUGUCUUAGCCUACUCCGUACAGUACACACCAAUACGUUAGAUUUUUAGGUCAUUUAUUUCCUCAACAGCACAAAACUCGAAGGCGUUCACAAAACUACAGCUACAUUCCGCUCGGUUUGCAUUCAUGAAGUACGUUACCACUUUUCUCCGGAAUCUGGCUGUUCAGCGUAAAGUACAAACCCUUAGAAUGUCUUCUGCUGUUCAUGAAAACGUGAAGAAUUAUUAUGGCUCACGGCUGGAGACUUCGGAUGACUUGCAGACCAAUGCUGCAUGUGUCAUGCCCUCCAGACCUCUGCCCAAGAGUGCGUGUGAAGCCCUGAAACAAGUCCACCCAGAUGUUUGCAAGAGGUAUUUCGGCUGUGGUCUGGUGAUUCCAGAGAAGCUGGAAGGAUGUACGGUUCUUGAUCUGGGCAGUGGGUCGGGCAGAGACUGCUACGUCCUCAGCAAACUGGUGGGGGAGAGAGGUCGAGUCAUUGGACUGGAUAUGACGGACGAGAUGAUAGUUGCCUCGCAAAAAUAUGUCCAGUACCAUCAGGAGAUGUUUGGAUACUCAAAACCAAACACUGUGUUUGUGAAAGGAUACAUGGAGAAGCUCAGUGAUGCAGGGAUACAGAACAACUCUUUGGAUGUAGUUGUGUCAAAUUGUGUGAUAUGUCUGUGCCCAGAUAAGAGGACUGUGAUAAGUGAAGCUUACAAAGUUCUGAAGGAGGGCGGAGAGUUGUACUAUAGUGACAUGUAUGCAAGCAAAGUAGUUCCAGACUCUUUCAAGGAAGAUCCAGUUCUGUGGGGUGAGGGAAUGGCUGGCGCCCUCUACUGGCGGGAUCUCAUCACUCUGAUGAAUGACAUAGGCUUCAGCACUCCCCACCUGGUUGCAGGCAGUCACAUUGUGGUUCACAACCCAGAAAUUCAAAGAAAGACUGGUAACUUAUUUGUUAGUUUUUUGUUCCAGGAGCUGAUUGAAGCGAUUCAUGACCAGGUCGUGACCCCUGCAUGCCAGGCACGGCUGAGGACAGACAAGCAGCUUUCCUAA
This is a messenger RNA of Sinocyclocheilus rhinocerous, 1062 nucleotides long. RefSeq names its product arsenite methyltransferase-like. Gene Ontology annotation, biological process: arsonoacetate metabolic process; toxin metabolic process. Gene Ontology annotation, cellular component: cytosol. Lineage: Eukaryota; Metazoa; Chordata; Actinopteri; Cypriniformes; Cyprinidae. Bases 157 to 1062 code for a protein of 301 amino acids. The transcript is spliced from 8 exons. Gene Ontology annotation, molecular function: arsenite methyltransferase activity. The record is from RefSeq and is a predicted model, not a curated record.